Pygoscelis adeliae (Adelie penguin) is the source of this 1576-nucleotide messenger RNA. RefSeq names its product RAD52 motif containing 1 (gene RDM1). Gene Ontology annotation, cellular component: nucleolus. Gene Ontology annotation, molecular function: RNA binding. The record is from RefSeq and is a predicted model, not a curated record. The coding region runs from base 1 to 978 and encodes 325 amino acids. The transcript is spliced from 8 exons. Lineage: Eukaryota; Metazoa; Chordata; Aves; Sphenisciformes; Spheniscidae.
AUGAGGAUGACCGGGGGGACAGAAAAUCCCACGUCUGUCUUCGCUCUCCUCCCGAAGCAGAGGCUGGAUGAUAAUGGAGAUGAGGUGUCGACAGGGUCGGAGAUAUUUCAAAAGACCCUUUUUUCUCUUGUUUUUCCUCAGCAUUCCCUGUUUUCAGUGUUUUCCAAGUUUGGGCCGCUCUACUCGGUGCGAGUGCACAGAAAUGCUGCCGUGGCAGGGCCCGGGUAUUACGCCAUCGUCAAGUUUUAUUCAGCUGGAGAUGCCAGCAGAGCCCAGCGCGCAUGCAAUGGGCAAAGGCUGUUUCAGAAAUCUCCCUUGAAGGUUUGUGUUUGCACCAAGCAGAAAGGGUUUCAGCAGCAAGUCCUUGCUCUCAACAGCAACAAGUGCCAGGAGUUGGCCAACCACUACUUUGGCUUUAACGGCUGGUCCAGUCGCAUCAUCGCACUGCAGAAUGUAUCUGGCUUUGAUGGUGGGAAUGAGGAACUGGGAGAGACAUUACAGAAGCGAUCUGUGAAAUAUCUGUGUGCUGUAGAGGUGACACUGCCCAACCACGGGGUACGCACCAGGGGAGUUGCCCUCGGCGAGGCAGACAUCGAAAACAGUGAAGAUCCUCUCGAGUUUGUCACAGCCACAAGAAGAGUUCAGAAGCUCGCAGUCGGGAAGGCUUUGUCUAGCGCCUUUCAGAAGAUACUCCUCGUAGUCUUAGAUUUCUGCUUCCUCAAUUUCAGUGUCCACUCCGUUCAGGAAGAGCCAUUUGGUUUUCUGCGGGGAAGACAGGCAGAGAACGGGAAAGUGGCCGUGGAAUAUGAUUCCACCCAAGAGGAGCUCACAGACUCCUUAACAGAAGAGGAACUGAAGGGGCUUGUGCAGGUCAGUGAAUUGUCCUUGGAACAGUUUGACCUCGAAGAAGAAGAAGAAGUUUUGUCUGAUCUCAGUUUUGAUGAUGAGCUCCCUAGCCGGGAGAUGCCAUCUAAUUAGUGCAGCUCUGUCUUCACGUCGUUUCCAAAAGUUCUGCAGCGUUUGAUUAGGAAUGAAAGUCUAACGCUGUGAAAUGACAUGUGCGUCAUAUCUAAUGUUUUCUUUUUCUCCAAAUACGUAACAGCAAAAGAAAUGGGCAAUAAACCUCAUGUUACUAAAAUUAAGCCCAAAAAUGUAUGCUGUUUUUGGAGAGGAAGUGUUUUCUUGUCAACUUAUCCAGGUCAGCUAUAUAUGGAAGCCAGCUUAGCUGCGUGAUUAUUAUUUAGACAGCAUAACAGAUGUGCAUAGCACUUAUAGAAGAAUAAAAGGAAUGAGCCCUCCCUGCAAGAGCCUACAGUUCAGGUUCGCUCUGAUCUGCAGGAGAAAGCUGGAGACGGCAGAAGAAGACAUCUUACCAGCAGGAGUAGCUGUGGUACUUACACACACGGGCACAGAAAAAGAUAAUUUCUCUAAGUGAAAUUUCUCUUAAAGAAAUAAGCCUAAGUCUUGUAAUAAUGUGUUGAGCCACAUGGGUUGAGCCCCAACUACUAGUUGUUGGGACAUUGUCACGAUGUAAAGCAAAGAUUCUUUUUUCAAUAAAUUAAGGUUUUUCAUUAAA